AUGAACGACACCGACGCUCCGCCGCGUGCGCGUCAGCACGUGGCCCACACGACAGCGAGUGCGACAGAACAGCACGACGCGGACGAUCACUCGCGUCUGUUUGUUGUGUGCGGUCGCGCGUGUACAGUGGACGAGUUGCGCGCGCUGUUCUCAACGUGCGGUCUUAUCAAACACCUGCACUUGGCGCUGGAUCGAAGUAAAAAGUCGCGGGGGUUUGCGUUUCUACAGUACGAAGAUCCGGCCAAUGCAUUUGCCGCGAUAGAUACUCUGGACCGCGUGAAGCUGGACGACGGGCACGUUCUCAAGGUGACAGUCGCCAAAGAACGAACAGUGAGCGGUAACGGCAAAGUAAAGCGCGACCAGCACGCACGAAUCGAUUCGGAUGAGAAGACAGAAGGCGAUGGACAACAAGAUGACGGUAGUAUUGAGACGAGACUGCCUGGGAAGCGACAGCGGUCGAGUCCACCCGUUGUAGCGCUUCCAUUGAGAUCGAGUCGUGCCACGCCAGCAUUUUUGCUGGAAAAUCACCGACUUGAACAAGGCCAAGCUGACGCUGUCGAUACGACAAGCUGGAAGACCGAGACGAGCUUGGCGAGUCAGGUGCGUUUGCCGUCUGCAGAUGCUCGUGAGGACGGGUUGGCAAAGUCUAGAGAAGAUCAGAUGCAAUUGGAGCAAGUGAUGCAUGCAAUGCUUCUCGCAGUAGAGAAAAAUGAGGUGCACGACGAAGCAAGCGGUGAUCUGCUUGCUGUGUACCAGCGAGUGGGAUUGACACUUGACCAAGUAAGGCGGCAAACGAGCGAUGAAAGCUGUAAGGGUGUACUGCCCGGAUUAAACGAAGCUUCUGACGAAGGGAAAAGCACAGACUCGUUGACACCCGGUGUCCAGUUGUUGUCGAUCGUACGGACACCGACGGCAAUUGGGAAGUUUUCGUCUGACGCGCUGCAAGGUGUGGAUGGAGUGGCAACAGGAAGUAGUGGAGCUACACCGCUCCGUCACGUAAAGCAGCCUCUCCGCCGGCGUCGACAAAGUCUGGAUAUCAGUGGAUCUAGUACAGAAGGCGCGUCUGAUGGCAGCGGAUACCGCCGCAAACGGAGCAAUACAACGGCAUCGCCCUCGCCAUCUCAAAGAGCCCGUGUACGUGUGAAGUCCAAGCCGUUGUCUCCACCGAAAAACCCCUGCGACCGCAGUGACGAUGCUUUGUCGCCUGAUGCAACGAAUGCCAAAGUGGCAUCGAAGAAGCUGUGUAAACGGCAGUCGUCGGAGAACGGAACUGAAGAAUUACACCGGUCAGCAAAGCAGCGAGCAACUGAUAAUAGACGUGACCAUGACGGUGUCUUGGUCGAUCCGAGACAGGAUUGGCCCGCUAUAACCGAUGACGCAGAUAAGAGCUGUGGACAUGAUCAUGGCAUAAAGCUCGAGGUCGAAUCGGAGCUAGCUGAGCCAGUACACAGCAAGCUCUUUUUCACGUCGACGUACAAGUUCACGGAGCAAGAGGUAGAAGCGAUGUUUAGCGUGUAUGGUGAUUUCGAAUCGGCAGAGCUUGUCCGAAGCUUUGGCCGCGUGAAAACCAUGGCUUACAUCCGUUAUUCCACGCCCAGUACUGCAGCGUUCGUUGUCAAAUCGUUCAGGGAAGAAUCGUCGCAAGGCGACGAAGACCCGGAGCAGUCCGAGUUCAUGGCGCUAUCGUUUGCACACGACACUGGCUUGCAGCAGCGCGAGAAACCAGCGCAAUGUCACGCUGAGACGGCGUUGAAGUGCUCGUCUAUCUUGCACUCGGGCCAUCCUUUGGCAAAUAAGCCUACGCCAUCUAUAUCGACAAGCGUCGUAUCAGUGGGAAACGAUCGCCUCUGGCUCUUAUUAACGUACGACCGUUUUUUGGCGACACACAUACUUUCGUCGGUAGUGUCGUCACUAUCAGGAAUGGAGUUUAUGGAUAUCAAGGUCGUCAAGAGCACAGGCGAAGCGCAGGGGGUGGCUUUCGUGAAGUUCGACAGUGAUGCGAAUGCUACGCGGGCGGCGCAUCAACUCCAUCAGCUCGAGUUGCCGCUUGGUUCAGGCAAGUUCUUACAGGCAAUUGUAGUCCUGGCACCGAAUUUGUUUAGCACAAUUCACGAAAGCAAAUCGAGCAGUACUCAGCGUCUCGGCCACACUGUAGCUGAACGAGCUGUGCCAGGGUCAUCUGAAGAUACAGAUUUGCGCGUUGUUGAAGCACGCUUUGCGCAUUUGAUGCGAAGCACUGAGCAUUCGUGCACGAGGGAAGGUCAGUCUUUCCGCCACUGUUCGCGCCUCGCUUCUCCUGGAGAAGCUGGAAUGGGAACUCAGCAAUCGCCGAUGGCAGGAGACGCGUAUCGGCAUUCGAGCGGACUUCAUUCGAGUUCGUCCGCAGGUGUGGAAUACCGUCCGAUGCAGCUCAUGGCGUAUCCUCCUCUUCCACCCUCGCAUCAGUAUCUUCGCCCCUAUGCUAGCUCGGGUCCAGGACACUUGCAACAACUGCUCCAGCAUCACGGCUUUGGAGGAAAUGCACCUGGAUGGAUGGAAACGACACCUUACUAUCAAGACGGGAGCCAGCAAUAUCCCUUCUCGUGCGCACCGGGUCAAGCGCUGACAUUUCCCGUCACUUCUACCAGCAGCAACUUGAGACGUACAGGGGGCCCUGGUACUACCUCCUACAAACCGCGCUCCUUGCGGGCCUUGUCAGAGCAAGUGGAUGUUGAAGGUACCAGUAGCAAAUGCGGCAACUAUACAUCCAGAUCCAUCCACGUAUCGACCAGUGAGCCGUUGGAGCUUGUUUCGUUAGUCAAUGCACUACAAGAGUGCCCCGGGGUGGUGUCGUUUGCCAAGAGCGGAGGCGCUGAAUCCGACCGGACAAGUUAUACGGUGGAUUUCUCGAACGAGACGCAGGCGUCGGAGGCCCUGCGCAAGUUGGACGGCACAUUGUGUAGCGGCCAGAAGCUUCGGGUUGCGAAAAACACGUCAACGAGACAGCGAGGAAGUGGUGCUGGAGGUAAGACUCGCUCCGGUGCUGGACGUCGGAAGCGGCAACGGGUGGACCUGCGAAAUCGCAAGUGA
This is a messenger RNA of Hyaloperonospora brassicae, 3069 nucleotides long. NCBI's taxonomy places the organism in Eukaryota, Oomycota, Peronosporomycetes, Peronosporales, Peronosporaceae. The record is from the annotation of a GenBank genome assembly.